Molecule: messenger RNA, 1132 nt
Organism: Octodon degus (degu)
Lineage: Eukaryota; Metazoa; Chordata; Mammalia; Rodentia; Octodontidae
Gene: Mtfp1
Product: mitochondrial fission process 1
Exons: 4
Coding region: 121-621 (166 amino acids)
Biological process (GO): mitochondrial fission
Cellular component (GO): mitochondrion
Source: RefSeq, a predicted model, not a curated record
AGACUUAGCCCUGCGGCAGGUCCAGUCCCGGGCGGGCGGGCGGACCUUAGUGCUAGUGAAGGUGAAGGCAGUAGCAGAAGCAGUUGCCAGCUGCAGUGGCCCGGCCGCGGCGGGAGCGUCAUGUCAGAACCGCAGUCGCGUGGCGCAGAGCGCGACCUCUACCGGGACACGUGGGUGCGAUACCUGGGCUAUGCCAAUGAGGUGGGGGAGGCAUUCCGCUCCCUGGUCCCAGCCGCUGUGGUGUGGCUGAGCUACGGUGUGUCCAGCUCUUAUGUGCUGGCUGAUGCCAUUGACAAAGGCAAGAAGGCAGGAGAGGUGCCAAGCCCCGAAGCCAGUCGCAGCACCAGGAUGACCAUAGCUGUAGUGGAUACCUUUGUGUGGCAGGCUCUAGCCUCUGUGGCUAUCCCAGGCUUCACCAUCAACCGUAUAUGUGCCACCUCUCUCUAUGUCCUGGGCACUGCCACCCGCUGGCCUCUGGCUGUUCGCAAGUGGACCACCACCGCACUUGGGCUUCUGGCCAUUCCCGUCAUCAUCCACCCCAUCGACAGGUCCGUGGACUUCCUCCUGGACUCCAGCCUGCGCAAGCUCUACCCCUCGGUGGGGAAGCCCAGCUCCUCCUGACUCAGCCUGGGCUGUGGUCCAGGGAGUGUGGAUGCCUGGUUUCCUGGAGUCCCUGGCCCUGGAUCCUGCCUAUAUUUAAGCUGGACAGAAGCUUACAGAUAAAGAUCUCAAGGAGCAGUGACUGUAGCAGGACCUGACCCCAUCAACUCCCAUGGAAUCUAUUGUACUGAGCAGAGUGGACCUUGGUGGUCUGGCUCUGUCUUUUGAUGACAAAGUUAAUCCUCCCAUGGAGGAUAAGCAGACUGGGUCCCAGAAAAAGCAAGGAAUAGGCCCAAGAUAAUUUGACAAGCUGGGUACCAGGAUGCCCUGCUGCUCAGAGAGCCACUUCAUGGCAACGUGGCUGGAUGACAGCAGAUACUCAGGGAGAAACAUAGGAGUGCAGUAGCCAGGAACCUCAGGACAGAUUCUCCAGCCAUCCUAUCCCUGGCGCAGGGGCUGCUGGGGCCUAGCUGAAAGGCAGGACAGUCCUGAGCCAGGUGCUGGCUAGGCCAAUAAAUUCUUAAGAAGUUGA